UAGAAAGGUACCGCAGCGGCUAAAUAAAAUAUGUAUAUUCCAGAAUGCACCGACGGAUGCAAUGCGGUCGGGCAAGACAAUAAUCGAAUUCAGACGUUGAUCAAAUUCUCAUCACGGAACGAUCGAGAUUUAUUAAUUUCUUCAUGGCGCAAUAUAAAGCACGCGUUACUAACCGAGAUAAUCGAUCUACCUGAGACAAUCGUGUUAGCCGAGCCGGGAUUAAAAGGCAGAGCGAUACCUGUGAUAUCGGAGUCGGAAACCGUUGCCCCGAUUAGAUACGGUCCUGGCUCGUACGAUGUCGCGAAGAGGGAUUGGCGGGAUCAGGGAGGCCGGAGAAGGCCGCGGAGUUUCGGGAGAAAAACCGGCGCGGCAGUGGUGGUGAUGGAGGCGGCGGCGGUGAAGGUGAAGGGGGACACGAUAGCGCGCCGCUCUUGAAAUCGGCGCGGGUCGCCGGCGUGUUACUAUGCUACGGUGCCGCCCUCGACGGUGAUCCACGCGAGGAUCGAUGAUCAACACGCGCGGAUCCCGGCGAAAGGGGUGUAGCCGCGAUCUAACGGAUGUUCACCCGGAUGACUGCGACGACGACCUGCCCGACCUGCCUUAGAAGUGUCACAAUGUUACAUAUUUCCAUGGAAGGCAUCCUCGCCGUAGACAGCAAGGAUAAUACUGUCGCACGAUAAGCGACGAAAAUGAUAAAUAUUUCCCUCUUAAUCGGAAAUGACAAUUCUCAUCUCGCGUUUUUCAAUA
This is a messenger RNA of Temnothorax curvispinosus, 747 nucleotides long. RefSeq lists its product as uncharacterized. Lineage: Eukaryota; Metazoa; Arthropoda; Insecta; Hymenoptera; Formicidae. The record is from RefSeq and is a predicted model, not a curated record. The transcript has 2 exons. The coding region runs from base 31 to 435 and encodes 134 amino acids.